AAUAUGGCGACUCCCGAGCAAGUUUACAUUCACUACUCAACCAACAUAUAACAUACAUAUUUGCAAUGAGUCAACCAUCGGUAGCAAUCAUUGGUGGGGGUGUGGCAGGACUGGUUUGUGCCAACAGGCUUCAACAGCUGGGAAUCAGUCAGUCUACUGUUUUUGAUACAGGAAAACAUGGACCUGGGGGAAGAUGUUCGAGUCGAGUGGUCAACAUAGGAGGAAAGUUGCAUGUGUUUGACCACUCUGCUCAGUAUUUCACUGUCAGCGAUUCUAGAUUUGCCAAAAUUGUUUCAUACUUACACAGAAAGGGUGCUGUGAAACAAUGGAAGGGCAAAAUAGGAAAGUUGUCAAAAGGCUCUUUUGAAGAAGAUAAGAACCUUUCACAAGCCUUUGUUGGAAGGACAGGGAUGCAUGAUAUUCCCAGAAGUUUGGCAGAAAACAUAAACGUACGUGUCAAUACAUGGGUUGGAAAUGUUUCGUGGGAAGAUUCAAUUAAGAAGUGGAAGGUGGACAAGUAUGGAAUGUUUGACUAUCUGGUAAUUGCUCAUAAUGGUAAAUGUGCAGACAGGCUAAUGGCUAGUGCAGGCACGCCACAAAUACACACAUUGACACAGGUGCGAUUUUCUGAUCGGCUCAAUGUUAGAGACAAGCGUAUGCAUCUGUGUUCCAUUUGGGCCCUGCUUGUCAGCUUUCCUAGAUCUCUUGAAUUGAAAUAUGAAGGCGCUCAUGUUGAAGACGAGGAUAUUUCGUGGCUCGCCAAUAAUACAGCCAAACUAAGUGUUAGCGAUUUGGCAACUGGCUCCCAAGUCGAAUGCUGGACCGUUUUCAGCACUAGACAAUUUGGGACUAGGCAUAAAUGUUCACAGGAGAACAUUCCCCCGAACGUGGAAAGGGAGGUGACUGAGAAGCUGUUGGCUGGCGUACAGAGGGUCACAGGGGUCGCCCAGCUGCCACCCCCAGCCUACACCAGGGUACAGUUGUGGGGGGCGGCACUCCCUCUCAAUGUGCUCAAGACUCGGGAGGAGUGUGUGUUUGAUGGUCUCCACAACGUAGGUAUCUGUGGUGACUGGCUCACCUCCCCUUGUGUGCAGGGAGCCGCAGUCAGUGGGCUAGCUCUGGCUGAGAAAAUACAUCUACAUCACGUGGGUACCAACAAAAGCAGUACAUCUUUAGUGCCUGAGUUUCAAGCGGCUGACGGGGAAGUGAUAGGGGCAUUUCCAGUUGACAGCUCUAUUCAGUUUCAGCCUCAGAGCCUCUAAUUUGUUGUACGUUUUAUAGUUGUACAAUUCAAUAUGUAUGUGUUCACUAUUACUGCAUGGAAAAAUAUAUCAAAGUAUAUUGUGCAAAUAAUAUAUGUGUAGAAUUUAUUUAUUUUUGAUGCACAUGAAAAAUAUUUGUAUAAGAAUUGAAAUGUUGGAUAAAUAUGCAUGACUUAGAGAUCAGAUGAAUGAUAAAUGAUUAAUGAAUAAAGUUUCUUAAAAAUGUCA
This is a messenger RNA of Dreissena polymorpha, 1490 nucleotides long. Its product is annotated as renalase-like. The transcript is spliced from 7 exons. The coding region runs from base 66 to 1262 and encodes 398 amino acids. Lineage: Eukaryota; Metazoa; Mollusca; Bivalvia; Myida; Dreissenidae. The record is from RefSeq and is a predicted model, not a curated record.